Botrytis sinoallii is the source of this 513-nucleotide messenger RNA. RefSeq lists its product as uncharacterized. The record is from RefSeq and is a predicted model, not a curated record. Lineage: Eukaryota; Fungi; Ascomycota; Leotiomycetes; Helotiales; Sclerotiniaceae. The transcript has a single exon. The coding region runs from base 1 to 513 and encodes 170 amino acids.
AUGUAUUCCCUCGGACAAGACGACAUACUCGGAACAAGUUCACCAUGUGCAAACCCCUUGCCAUUCGAAACUCACCGUGAAGAAUGUAAAUUUUUCUUCUAUCACGUCCAUGGAGUUCUGAAAGUCAUUUUAACCCACCUGGAAGAACAUCUGGGUCUCGCAUCUGGUAUCCUAAUGUCCCUGAAUACUUUAGACAAGGAAUCAGAUAUUUCUCCACGUAUGCUAAUUAAUCGUGCUCAAUUAUCUACAAAAGAUCAUCAGAUCACAUUAGGUGGCCAUACAGAUAUUGGAACCAUAAUGAUGCUCUUCAAUAUCGCAGGGGGUCUACAAAUUCUUCCCUCCUCAGCAGAAAACUGUAAUGAGAAUUGGCAAUACAUCCGUCCGGUCCCAGGCUGCGCACUGAUAAAUACCGGAAAUAUGAUGGUCGAAUGGACAGGUGGAAUAUUACGGAGCUCACUCCAUCGUGUUGUUACUGCGCCGGGAAAAGGGCGGGCGUUACGAGGCAGAGUUUAG